AUGCCUUAGUCUCUGGGUAUGAAGAAACCUAAUUUUUCUAGUGCAACCAUCAAUAAAAGGGAAAAACUGAAUUGGUAUAUACAUACGCUUUUUAUCAGACAGGACUAUGACGAGUGCCUUAAAUUAAUUGAUGAAUAGCUGGUUGAAUCUCAUGGUAAAUCUGAAUAUGCAUUAUAUGCGAAAGCAUUGAUCCUUAGGAUAAAGGGCAAUAUUCACGAAAGUCUUGAAUUAUUUAAGAAAUGCCAUUUACUGAACCCAACAAACAUAGAUUACCUAAAACAAUUCGGUAGAUCAUUAUAUCUUCUUGGAAGACAUAAAGCAGCAAUUGAAGUAUUCGAUGAAUGCGUUAAACUAGACACUAACGAUUGGGAAGUGUAUUAUUACAAAGGCCUUAGCUAUAAGUAUCUAAGGAUAUAUGAUCAAGCAGUUCUUUGCUUCCAAUAAUCAAAUGAAAUAGCAAGACAUGAUUAAACUUUUAUAGAGCUUGGUAAAACCUAUGCAGCUUAAUAAGACUAUAAAAGUGCUAUAGAAGUAUAUUUGGAAGGUUUAGAAUACUCUCCAGAGAAUUCUGAACUUUUGACAACAAUCGGACUUCUUUAUAUAAGAUUAGGAGAAAAUUUCUAAGCUUUUUAAUUCUUAGGAAAUAGCAUGACAAUUGAUCCGAAAAAUACAAAGACAAUUUUAGCAGCAGGUUCGAUUAUUCAAGAUAAAAGUGAUCAUGAUGCAGCUCUACUAAAAUACAGAAUAGCCGCAGUGCAUAAUCCUGACUCUGCAGAGCUAUGGAACAAUAUUGGCAUGUGCUUCUUUGGAAAAUAAAAAUAUGUAGCAUCUGUUGCUUGCCUGAAACGUGCACUUUAUCUAGAUCCAUUUUAAUGGAUAGCUGCUUUUAAUUUAGGUUUAGUCCACUUGAAUACUGAGCAAUAUGCUUCAGCUUUUCAUUACUUUAGUUCAGCAAUAAAUUUAAAGCCAGACUUCUCUAAUAGCUAUAUGUAUCUUGCUAUUACCUUGAACAAACUUAAUGAUUUUGAAAAUUCUUGUAAUGCCUUUUAGAAAGCACUAGAAAUGGAUAAUAACGAUUGUACCAUAUAUCUAAAUUUCGCUAUCACUUUAUACAAUAACGGAUAAACAGCUAAGGCUAAAGAUAUGUUUCAAAAAUCCGAAAAGAUAUUUGAAACUUUGGAUGAGGAGGACAAGGAGCCUGAAAUGCUAGACUAAAGAUCAGUUCUAAUGGACUCAUUAGGCAUUCCUGAAAAAUAGUAUAUUAAGUAACCAAAGUAGACUGAGCUUUAAAAGAAUUAAAGUUCCAUCAAUGAGAGAGAAAAUAAUGUUGAUUAGUGA
This is a messenger RNA of Stylonychia lemnae, 1338 nucleotides long. The record is from the annotation of a GenBank genome assembly. Lineage: Eukaryota; Ciliophora; Spirotrichea; Sporadotrichida; Oxytrichidae.